Portunus trituberculatus (swimming crab) is the source of this 1504-nucleotide messenger RNA. Its product is annotated as prostaglandin G/H synthase 2-like. The transcript has 4 exons. Gene Ontology annotation, molecular function: heme binding; peroxidase activity. The record is from RefSeq and is a predicted model, not a curated record. Gene Ontology annotation, biological process: response to oxidative stress. NCBI's taxonomy places the organism in Eukaryota, Metazoa, Arthropoda, Malacostraca, Decapoda, Portunidae. Bases 208 to 627 code for a protein of 139 amino acids.
AGAGGUGAUAAAUGAUGGUGAAGGGCCAGUAAGAAGUGAUGGUGAGCUGGUGAAGGGUGAGGAAUAGUGAAAACCAAUGAAUAGUGAGUGACGGUGAAAUAGCGUGAGUGAGCGAUAUAUUGUCCAAGCAGUGAUGUAAUGGUGAGAUGAUAGUGAAGUGAUAAAGAACAACAAAUGAUAGUGAGGUGACAGUGAAAUGAAGAGAUAAUGAACCCAAUCACCUCUAAGGGUAGGAAGGUAACCCGAUGUUUGGGCGCCACAUGGAGACAGUCGAAGUUGAGAAAGUGUUGUUCCACCACAUGCAACGCGUGGUGGAGGCGGAGUGAUGGUUGUGGAGGUGAGGUCAUCAAGGUCACCAUUGAGGACCUGCAGCACCUGGGUCAGCACCACCUUCACUUGACCUUUGAGCCAUACCUGACCCACAGCACACACUCCCAGUACCACAACCCCAUCCACACCAAGGUCAGCUGCCUCCUCUACUGGUACCCGCUCCUCCCCAACGGCUUGGAGGUGACCAUUGCCAGCUACAGCCUGAUGGACACGGCCGUCUCCACUGCACCCAUCUUCAAGCAUGGCCUGGACAACUUCACCCAUACCAUAGCCAACAGCCACAUGGGAGCUGAUUGAUGCAGGAGGGUGAAGAGCUGUCUGCUAUGUGAUGCAAGAAAUAUUAGGCCAUCACCUCACCCCUGCAAUGACAGCUGAUUCCUGCCACAGCUCACCAUCCCCUUCAAGUCUGGGGAGCCGAGAGGGACCUGGUGAUGAGUGCCUAGAAGUGGAUAGCAAGCUGGCUGGAGUAGAUGACUUAAUAGAUGCUGGAGGAGACAUAAAGUGGAGGAUGAACUCUGCUGCCUGGCAAAUCAGCCAUGACUAAUUAGAGCUUGUAUCAUCACAACAGUUGAAGACAGAGUAGAGGAUGAAUGCUGCUGCCAGUCAACUUUGCCAUGACUGAUCAAAGCUUGCAUCAUCACAGCUGAAGAGGAACCCAGCUCUGUCAUCCCUCUCUCUCUACAAGAACAAAUGGAAUCUGAUAGAAUAAAGAAGCCAUUGUCUUCAGUGUCACAACAUCCAAUGUCCUUCUCCAUAGAAAGAUGACUUUGAAGAAUGAAAGGCCUCUUUCUUUUGGGCAGGCCCUGGAGAGUGCAUCAGGAGGUUUGGCUGUACUGCAGGUGUAGUCAAACUUCUUCCCGCAAAACAAAGACAUUGUAAAUGGGAGUACAAAGAGAUUGAUAUCACUUCACUAUCAGUUUUAGUGAUAUAAGUUAUAUUGAUGCAUGGAGGAGAUAAGAUCAAUAAGUGUCAAUGGAUGAGGAGGAGAGAUAAAGAGAACAUAAAGACAGAAAAAAAAAAAAAAAAAAAGAGAGAGGAAAAGGAAACAAUGCCAAAGUGUGUGUGUGCAGUUUGCUGUUGUGGUCCAUUGAGGAAGUCUAGAUCACAAGUGGCACUAAAUGAAUGGAUUUGUAAUCUGUAUAAGCCUCAAGAGAAAUAAAAAGGAUUGAUUUCU